CCUCUGGGAAGGAAAGAGUGCAAACCACGCAGGCUGGAGCCGGAGCGUAAUUGCGCCCGUUUGCGUCGUCUGAACGGGGGAAGACGUGAUGUCACCUGGUUGUCUCUUCUUCUUCUUCUUCUUCUUCUUCGCUUGGACUGUUUGUUGCAAAAAUUGACAUUUUUUUAAUUUUUUUUUUUUUAUAUCUGCUGCGGUUUUGCUCUUUCCGCCCUCCGCGCGCCUUUCUCGCCAGACAAGGUGCGUUUUGACAGCUCGUCGACUCCUUUCCACAUGUCGCAUCUUUUGUUCACUUUGAGAAGCGGGAGCGCGACAAAAGUGAAAUAGUGCGCGCCAGGAGGAGUUGGAGCGAAAGAGAGAAAGCGCGCCCGCGCCAGGGAGAGAGAGAGGUGCGUUUUGAUGUUCGGCAUCCACGACAGCAUCCACAGGAGUGGGAGUAGUAUGAAAGAAGAGCCCAUGGUGGCCGGCAUGAACGCGGUUCGGACAUGGAUGCAAGGCGCCGGGGUGCUGGACGCCAACACAGCCGCGCAGAGCGGAGUGGGUCUGGCCCGGGCACACUUCGAGAAGCAGCCGCCCUCCAACCUGCGGAAGUCCAACUUCUUCCACUUCGUGCUGGCUCUGUACGACCGCCAGGGUCAGCCGGUGGAGAUCGAAAGAACCACCUUCAUUGACUUCGUGGAGAAAGAAAAGGAAACGACGGGGGAAAAGACCAACAAUGGGAUCCAUUAUAGACUUCAGCUCCUCUACAGCAACGGCAUCAGGACAGAACAAGAUUUGUAUGUUCGGCUUAUCGACUCCAUGACCAAACAGGCCAUCAUCUAUGAAGGCCAGGAUAAAAAUCCCGAGAUGUGCCGAGUUCUUCUCACCCACGAAAUCAUGUGCAGUCGGUGCUGUGACAAGAAGAGUUGCGGCAACAGGAACGAGACCCCGUCAGACCCGGUCAUCAUCGACAGGUUCUUCCUUAAGUUCUUCUUGAAGUGCAACCAGAACUGCCUGAAGAAUGCAGGGAACCCUCGAGACAUGAGGCGUUUUCAGGUGGUUGUGUCGACUACGGUGAGCGUGGAGGGUCAUGUCCUGGCCGUGUCUGACAACAUGUUUGUGCACAACAACUCCAAACACGGGCGCCGAGCUCGAAGACUGGACCCUUCGGAAGGCACACCGUCCUAUCUGGAACACGCAACCCCCAGCAUCAAAGCCAUUAGCCCCAGUGAAGGUUGGACCACAGGGGGCGCUACAGUUAUCAUCAUCGGGGACAACUUCUUUGACGGACUGCAGGUCAUUUUCGGCACCAUGUUGGUUUGGAGCGAGCUGAUCACCCCACAUGCCAUCCGAGUACAGACACCACCCAGACACAUCCCCGGGGUGGUGGAGGUCACGCUGUCCUACAAAUCCAAACAGUUCUGCAAAGGCACACCUGGACGCUUCAUCUACACAGCGCUGAACGAGCCGACUAUAGACUACGGCUUCCAGAGGCUACAAAAGGUCAUCCCCAGACACCCCGGAGACCAGGAGAGAUUACCCAAGGAGGUAAUCUUGAAGAGAGCAGCGGACCUGGUUGAAGCCUUGUACGGGAUGCCUCACAAUAACCAGGAGAUGAUCCUCAAACGAGCAGCAGACAUCGCGGAAGCGCUCUAUACGACUGUGCCGCGAGGGCACAACCAGCUCGCCGGGCUUGGUAGUGGACACGCGGGCAUGAUGGCCGUCAACUCCUUCACCGGGUCAGAAGUGGCUCAAACAGCCAAUCAGGGUUUCAGUAGGAGUACAAGCAGUGUGUCUCCUCAUGGUUAUGUCCCCAGCUCCACUCCCCAGCAGAGUAGCUACAGCUCUGUCUCCACUAGCAUGAAUGGCUACGCUAACUCUGGCAUGGCAACCUUGGGCACCUCGCCCAACUUCCUCAAUGGAUCUGCAGGCAACUCGCCGUAUGCUAUUGUCCCGUCCAGCCCAACCAUGGCGUCGUCAACCAGCCUGCCCUCAAACUGCAGCAGCUCCUCCGGCAUCUUCUCCUUCUCCCCGGCUAACAUGGUGUCGGCCGCCGUCAAGCAGAAGAGCGCCUUUGCCCCCGUCGUGCGACCCCAGAACUCGCCGCCUCCCACGUGCACCAGCGCCACCGCUAACAGCCUGCAAGAUCAGUCUUUUGUGGACUCGAGCAAGUACUCGUCAGCCAGCUCUCUGCAGGGCCUGGCCUUCUCCUGAACAGCGAUUCCGGGGAUGAUCGUCCCUCCCAUGUAGAGGGUCUGGAAAAGAGGAAGAACACGUCACAGUCGUAGCUGGCGGAGCUGAAGGGGAAGGAGAAACGCUUCAAAACUCAGGCCUUUCCACUUAUCUUUUUCGCCACGUGAUUUAUUUCCCUUUUUUUUGGUUGAAUUGUUGUAGCUUCUCUGACACCCCCCCCCCCCCACCC
Molecule: messenger RNA, 2398 nt
Organism: Nerophis lumbriciformis (worm pipefish)
Lineage: Eukaryota; Metazoa; Chordata; Actinopteri; Syngnathiformes; Syngnathidae
Gene: ebf1a
Product: EBF transcription factor 1a
Biological process (GO): regulation of DNA-templated transcription
Molecular function (GO): DNA-binding transcription factor activity; DNA binding
Source: RefSeq, a predicted model, not a curated record